CUUCUAGUUAGCAGACGGUAUAUAAUGGCACAGAAUGAGAGAUUAGAUUGCCUCAUCAUAACACCAAGUUGACUCCCGAGCCUUAAACUGGCCCUAUUCAUCAUGUUGUCCACGCUACGAACAGUCCGAACCCCCACGAGAUGGAUCACUACGCAGCUGCGGACUGCAGCCACGCAGGCUCAGAAAAGGGCAGGUGAUAUUUCGGAUGCCUUUGUUUCGCUGUCUGGCCAGCAAUUUUCCCCUCUCGCCCCCAAAUAUGCAGACUUGAAAGGUCGCCUGAUCAAGGGUCGCGAGAACGAAGUGCGAAAGUCGUGGGAACGUCUACUACGAGAUCUUAGAGAGGAAAUUCCGCUCAUCGUAGAACUAGGAUCUAAGGCCAUUCCUGAGAUAGACUUCAAAGACAUCGAUAAUGCACCGGAAAAAUUCAACCACGAGUUGAGGAAGAGAGGUGUUGCCGUUGUAAGAGGAGUGGUCCCAAUAGAGGAAGCGUUACAAUGGAAGGCAGAUCUAAAAGAAUACAUCAGGCAGAACCCUCAGACUAAAGCUUUUCCGGCAGAUAACCCUCAAGUCUUCGAACUCUACUGGUCACGCACGCAGCUCCUCGCUCGUGGAAACUCCAAUCUGCUUAAAACUCACCGCUUCCUCAUGUCGUUUUGGCACAGCACCAACCCCCAAGCCCUGAUAUCAACAGAACACCCAGCCAGCUAUGCAGACCGCUUACGAAUGCGCCUUCCCGGAGAUGCAACGUUCGCAUUAGGACCUCACGUUGAUGGCGGUAGCGUCGAGCGAUGGGACGAAAAGGGGUAUGGGCUUGGUGGAGUAUAUGAUUCAGUGUGGAAAGGGGAGUGGGAGAAAUAUGACCCUUGGGAAGCAAGCUGCAGACUGUCUGCCGUCUUAGAUCUCCACCAAGGAGUAGGAGCCUGUAGCAUGUUCCGUAUGUAUCAAGGAUGGCUAUCGCUCUCGACAACUGGCCCUUUUGAAGGAACCUUGCUAGUAAACCCCCUGUUAGCGAAAGCGACAGUGUACUACCUUCUUCGGCCGUUCUUCUCUCCGAAGCGUGGUGUCGAGUCCGGAGCUCAAACAACAUCUGAAGCCAUGUCUAGUUCGGUAGAUUUCCUUGCUUCAGACAACUGGAGCAUGGAUUCAACGCCCUCGUCAUGGCUCCAGGGUGCUACCCCCGGACACGGCCAAGAACUUUCACAACUCCUACAUCCUCACCUCAAUUUGCAAGAAUCUAUGAUUCACAUGCCCACAGUACAUCCAGGGGAUUAUGUAGCAUGGCAUUGCGACACAAUCCAUGCGGUGGAUAAGACACAUGCCGGAAAAUCUGACUCCAGCGUCCUAUACAUCCCAGCUUGUCCAAUGACAGUAGAAAACGCUAAAUAUCUUGUACGACAGAGGGAGAACUUCAUUAAGGGAACACCAAGUCCAGAUUUUGGGGGUGGCAUUGGAGAGAGCAACCACGUGUGCCGAAUGAAAGUGGAACAGUUAGAGAAUUUGGUUGGAGUCGAAGGAUGUAGAGCCAUGGGCCUAGCAGAGUGGGACAGUGAUGCAGAAGGGUUGGUGCCUGGGGAGAGAGAAGUUCUUGAUAGGGCAAACAAGAUCCUCGGAUUUUAUGACUGAUUGAAGCUG
This is a messenger RNA of Lindgomyces ingoldianus, 1632 nucleotides long. Its product is annotated as DUF1479-domain-containing protein. The transcript is spliced from 2 exons. NCBI's taxonomy places the organism in Eukaryota, Fungi, Ascomycota, Dothideomycetes, Pleosporales, Lindgomycetaceae. Bases 103 to 1623 code for a protein of 506 amino acids. The record is from RefSeq and is a predicted model, not a curated record.